AUGGAUGCUGUUGUGAGGAUAUUGAGGUACUUGAAGUCAGCUCCUGGGAGAGGAGUAAUGUUCUCUAAACACAGCAGUAUUCUUGAGGUUUGUGGUUUUACAGAUGCAGACUGGGCUGGAAAUAUUACAGACCGGAGGUCUACAUCAGGGUAUUUUACCUUUGUGGGAGGUAAUCUUGUUACUUGGAAGAGUAAGAAGCAAAAGGUGGUGGCUCGGUCUAGUGUUGAAGCAGAAUAUAGGGGUAUGGCUCAUGGAGUAUGCGAGUUGUUAUGGCUGAAGAAUGUGUUACAAGAUUUGGGGGUCAAACCCAAGUGUGCUAUGCAGUUGUAUUGUGACAACAAGGCAGCUAUUGAUAUCUCACAAAAUCCUGUACAACAUGAUCGUACCAAGCAUGUGGAGGUUGAUCGUCACUUUAUAAAGGAGAAGCUAGAUGCAAAGAUCAUUAGCUUUCCUUUUGUCCCUACAGAGGAGCAACUUGCAGAUAUACUCACAAAAGGAGUUUCUAAGAAGGCCUUUUAUGACUCACUUGAGCUUGUUGCAGAAGGUUAUCUGAAUGAACUCGUUGAAAGAAAUUUGGUUGUGGUCACUGCCAGGGAAAUCGAUGGACGAGUCAAGCUUUGUCGUGUUCUAAACCUUGUUCGUGAGUACAUCAUUCCAAAAGCGAAGCAUUUCAUCACUGUCCUCGAAGCCAACAGUGCUGACAGCAUUCUUCAUGAUACCCAAGGUAAGGAAAUUCGACGUCUUUCUGUUCAAUGCAAUAUCAACUUUAUCAACUUAUUAAGAACAAAAGACUUGAGUCUUCUGCGUACAUUACUAGUGUUUGGGGACUUUGAGGGGAAGACUACUGUUACUAGUUCUGAAAUUCAAAAGGUUCUUAAAGCCUGUAAACUUUUAAGGGUUUUAGAUUUGCAAGGUGCAUCUCUUUUGGAGAACUUUCCUCAAUAUGUAAAGAGUCUCACCCUCUUAAGGUACUUAAAUCUGAGUGAAACCCAAAUUAAAACAAUUCCAAAAUCCAUAAAGAACCUUGGAUUUUUGGAAACCUUAGAUCUUAAACAAACCAAGGUGACCUAUUUGCCCCAAGAGAUGGAUGAACUCCACAGUUUGCGCCAUCUUCUAGUCUAUCGCCAUGAUAUCAAGAAUUACGUGAGUUUUGGAGCUGUACAAGGAGUGAAUCUUUCUGCAUGUAAUAUUGGAGCUUUAACUCGCAUACAAAAGUUAACGCUGAUUAAGGUGAACAGUAAAAUCAUAGAAGGCUUGGGAGAGUUAAAGAGUCUUAAGAGGUUGGGGAUGAUAGAUCUCAAAAGAGUGCAUGGACGCCAAUUGUGUUUAGCAGUUGAGAAAAUGGAGCAUCUUUCCACAUUUGAUGUUCAAUCAACAAGCGAGGACGAAAUUCUUGAUUUGGAUCAUAUGAAUUCCCCUCCACCCCAUCUCCAACAUCUAUACAUGAAGGGGAGACUAGAAGGCAUACCAAAGUGGGUUCCUCAACUUCAUAGCUUAGUAAAGGUUGGUUUGAAGUGGUCAAAACUGAAAGCUGCAGCCAAUCCACUUGAGGCCCUUCAAGAAUUACCUCAUCUGUUGAAGCUCGAGCUGGCGAACUACUACGAAGGGAAAGAGUUAAUAUUCAAAGCUGCCACAUUCAAGAAACUAAUGAUACUAAGUCUAGACAAAUUUGAUGGACUGAAUUUCAUGGAAGUUGAGUCAAGGGCAAUGCCUAUGCUUCAGAAGUUAACCAUGUCUAGAUGCCAGAAUUUGAAGCUUCUUCCAGUAUUUGCCCCUGAUGAUCUUAAAUCCCUGAAAGAAGUGCUGCUAUAUGAUAUGUGCACUGAAUUCAUCGCUAACUUUGAAAGAGAUGGAGAAGGCCGUGAGGUGUUUCAGCAUGUCGGAAGCAUCGAGUCUUUUAUUCUUGGAAGCAACCAUGCCCAUUUCACUGGAUAUAAAAAUCUUUCUCCAUCGCAAUGGCAUGUGUGA
Molecule: messenger RNA, 1968 nt
Organism: Fragaria vesca subsp. vesca
Lineage: Eukaryota; Viridiplantae; Streptophyta; Magnoliopsida; Rosales; Rosaceae
Product: disease resistance protein RPM1-like
Exons: 2
Coding region: 1-1968 (655 amino acids)
Molecular function (GO): protein binding
Source: RefSeq, a predicted model, not a curated record